This is a messenger RNA of Lampris incognitus (smalleye Pacific opah), 3197 nucleotides long. RefSeq names its product zinc finger protein 696-like. Gene Ontology annotation, molecular function: RNA polymerase II cis-regulatory region sequence-specific DNA binding; DNA-binding transcription factor activity, RNA polymerase II-specific. NCBI's taxonomy places the organism in Eukaryota, Metazoa, Chordata, Actinopteri, Lampriformes, Lampridae. Gene Ontology annotation, biological process: regulation of transcription by RNA polymerase II. The record is from RefSeq and is a predicted model, not a curated record.
AGAGAGAGAGAGAGAGAGAGAGAGAGAGAGAGAGAGAGAGAGAGAGAGAGAGGCAGCAGGGUUGUUCUCUGGAGGUGGACGUGGCGGGUCCGGUAGAGUUAGAAGUCUGGCAACUGUGGCAGCGGCCAAACCGAGAGAGCCAUGAACCGGGCAGACCUCAGGCCAUUCCCUGUCAGGUGUGGGUGGUGACACAGGCAGGGGGUGUCGGUGACACACCGUCUCCCGUUGUCUGAACCCCAGGGGGGUCAGGUGUUCCAACAUUCCAUCUCAGCCUCCCCCCUCUUUCUUCCCAGGACGGGUAGAUUCUCCAGAAAGAGAUGGAGGAGAAGAGUGGGUGACUGAAAGAACACCUACUAACCAGACAGCAGGGUAGAGAGAAAGAGUAAAGAGGAGAGGAAGAGUAAAGAGACUUUUAAAGCAACUCUUCCCCCCUCACCAUGACUGAGUUGGAGACUGAAUGCAUGAGCUUGGGGCUACUCACCUCCCUUUCCUCUGAGUGCGGCUCCCCACCCACACCUCUGAUGACCCCUCCCUCCAGGUGGACUGCCCCUCCGGGCCCAAUGUCUCCGCUGCGACCCCGACACCUGGCCCUCCUUUCUUCAGACUGCCCCACACCCACCCUCAGCUCCCUGGCAGCUGAGAUUGCUGAGCCUUUGGUGAUGCUUCCGUGUGUGAAGAGUGAACCUGAGGAUGUGGACUUGGAGCCAAUUCGGACUGUGGACCUUUCUGAGAUACAGCCGCUGUCAACUGCCGAACUGGGCCAGGACCAGAUAAAGAUGGAGAUCAGCGGCCUAGACUACAUCAAGUCAGAGCACCAUGGUCACCACGGCAACCACCACCUGGGGCCCUUCCACCACACUGACAUCACUGAGCUGGAAUACAAGUCCCACUAUGAGCCCAGCUUGGUGUUCGACUACAUUUCCCAGGUAUCGGACACUCUGGAGUUCAUUAAGUCGGACCACCAUGUAGACCUGCAGUGCUACUACGCCACAGAGCUGGGCUCCCUGAAGCAUGAGUACCCAGAAACCAACCUGAUGUCCAGCCACCUUCAGCGCUCGGACCUGCAGCACAAUGGUCUGGAGUCCAUCCAUAUGGCCGAGCUCCGCACCGAGCUUAAUAAGCUCAGACCGGAUCCCAUGUUGAUGGAUGGCAUGGGAAAGCUGGACCCUGAGUUUGGGGGUGAUGGGGUAUUGUACGAGCUCCAGCCUGCUAAUGGAGGCAAGUCUUCACAAGCAGUGACUUCGGCAGCGACUGGGCAGGGUACCGGCGGCAUUUUGGCUGGCACCACUAAGACCAAAAACCCCACUGUGCGGAAACCGCGCAACAUGCUGGGGGAGAAGCCAUUCUCCUGCACGCAGUGUGGGAAAAACUUCAGCACUCUGGGCAACCUGAAGACCCAUCAACGAAUCCAUACUGGGGAGCGGCCGUAUACCUGCUCCCAGUGUGGUAAGAGCUUUGGUCAGGCAGGGAACCUCAAACGGCACCAGCUGAUCCACACAGGCCAGAAGCCAUAUGUGUGUGCCCACUGCCCCAAGGGCUUUACCAAGGCUGAUGACCUGCGCGCCCACCAGCGGCUCCACACAGGUGAGCGUCCCUUCUGCUGUGCCACGUGUGGGAAAAGCUUCAGCCAGUCCAAGGAGCUGAAAGCCCACCAGCUGAGCCACACAGGCGAGCGGCCAUACUGCUGCCAGCACUGUGGCAAGAGUUUCACCAAGGAGAUGAGUUAUCGCAGCCACCUGCAGAUCCACACUGGUGAGAAGCCCUUCAGCUGCUCGCAGUGUGGCAAGACUUUUAGCAACUCCGGUGUACUCAAAACCCAUGAGAAGAUUCAUACUGGGGAGCGACCCUUCGGCUGCACGCAGUGCGGCAAGAGCUUUGGGCGACUCGGACACCUAAAGGCCCAUCAGCAGAUCCACACUGGGGAGCGUCCGUUUGCAUGUUCCCAUUGUGGUAAGACUUUUAGCCAGUCUGGCCACCUCAAAGCACACGAGCAAAUCCACAAGCGAGAGCGGGUUGACACAGGGAGCACCAGCAGCAAUGGCAGCAGCAGCAGCACGAUGGGAAAUGAUAGCAGCUAAAAGAAACAUAAUACCCCUUUAACCUUUUAAAAAAAGUAUUAUUCCUUUUUUUUUUAUAAAUGCUAUAUAUUAAUUUUUUUUCCUGUAUGACUUUUUUCUUACAUUUUUCAUACAUUUUUGUGCUCUUUUUUGCAUUAUGUAAAUGGGAAGGGUCGACUUUGACUGAUUUGCUCUUAUGCAAGUGUCCGUGUGUGUGUAUGUACAUGUUAUGUACUGCGUGUCUGUUGGGGUGGGGGUGGUAACCAAGGCUCUUGUAGAUAAUCUUGAUAACUGGUCUCUGGUCUGUCUGUACUUUAUUUAGUAUAGAGGUGCACCGAUACCUUUUUCUCAAGGACCAAGCAGAAAUACUUAUAUAUAUUUUUUAGUACUUGCUGAUGCGAGCACCAGCCUUUAGUUCACCAAGUGAGUACUUAUCAAUGUAGAGUACUUAAUUUUGUACUUUGUGAUACUGCACAAUCUUUUACCAACCAAGUAUGAGUACUUAAUUUUUGAUACUUGCCAAUCAGAGUACUUGUCAUUUACUGCGUACUUGCAAGUGAUGCUGAUCAGAUUUUGACCAAGUAUAUACAUAUAUACACAGUGGGGUCCAAAAGUCUGAGACCACGAGUGAAAAUGCUUUUAUAAUGCUAUAUAAAAUGCAGUCCAUUCACCAUUUACAAUUCUAUUUUGCAUUCUUUUUGAAUCUAAUACAAAGUUUUUCAUUACAGAUGAUUUCAGCUUAAAAGUUUGAGUGAAAAGUUGAAUCUUUGAAAAAUGUACAUGACUGUCAGAAUGUCUUGGUGUUGGUAUGUCCCCUUUUUGCUUUAUUGACAGCAUGCACUCUAGCUGGUAUGGACUCCGCAAGGUUGUACAAAAUCUGAUAACCCAUGUUGUCUCAGCACGAUCUGCCAAUGUUCCAAAGAACUUCUUGUGAUGGGGCAGAAUGCUCGGCUUUCUCAGUCUUCAAGCACCCCAUAGGUGUUUAAUGGGGUUGAGGUCAGCUGGCUGUGGAGGAAAGUCCAUGACAGUCAGCACUCCUUGGUCUUCUCUGAUCUUCAGGUAUUUCUUGCAAAGCUUUGAGGUGUGUUUGGGGUCAUUAUCCUGCUGCUGUAUGAAUCCUUCUCCACAUUGACACAAACC